Messenger RNA from Gastrolobium bilobum, 3433 nucleotides. Its product is annotated as protein ALTERED PHOSPHATE STARVATION RESPONSE 1-like. Lineage: Eukaryota; Viridiplantae; Streptophyta; Magnoliopsida; Fabales; Fabaceae. The transcript is spliced from 5 exons. The record is from RefSeq and is a predicted model, not a curated record. Bases 288 to 2723 code for a protein of 811 amino acids.
AGCAAGAAGCACGCACCGACGCAACAAGAACGCAGGCACAAGACAAGAGAAUGGUCACAGAACGAGACAUAGACACAGAGAGUGGGGGUGGUCUUUUAGUUUAAUUAAUUAAAUUAUAUUUUAAGUGCUCACAAAUACAAAGAAAAAAAAAAACGGUAGAAGCGGACGAGGAAGUCCGUGCUGGCAAAAGAUUCCCUCAUUCACUCACUCGCUUGUUUUCUUCCCCAGCUAUUCUAAUACUACUACUACUACUGUUUUUGAGUAAUUGGAAGGUGGUUGUGGAAUUUAUGGGGUGUGCCAGCUCGAAGCUGGAUGAUCUUCCAGCGGUGGCGCUAUGCCGUGAGCGGUGUACCUUUCUCGACGAAGCAAUUCACCAACGCUAUGCACUCGCCGCAGCUCACAUCGCUUACAUCAACUCUCUCAAGGCAAUUGGCCACUCUUUAAAUGUUUUCAUUCAUCAAGAUAGGGAUUUCGCUGCUUCUUCACCACUCUCUUCACUUUCAUCAUCACCGUUACACUCACCACCUCAUAAGCCUGCAAAACACAAUAACGCCGCCUCUCUUCCUCAUCACUCCGAUUCCGAUUCCGGUUCACAUCUCCAUUUCCACUCUGAUUCCGACGACAUCCCUUCCCUUCAUCAUUCCACCAAUUCCUCUCCUAUGCAUCUCGAUAUGCCACACAUGAAUAAUUAUUAUGAGAAUUCUGAAUCACAAUCAGAUUAUCAUCAUCAUCAGCAGCAGCAGCAGCAGCAUCACCUUCCCUCUAAUCUUCACAUGAAUUUCAUGAGGAAUAAACCCACUUCUUCAAUUGUCUACGAGCAGAGACCUAUGAGCCCUGACAAUGUUUAUGUCGGUGAGUCAUCUUCCUCUUCUUCCUAUUACCCUUACCCUUCUUAUCCUUCUUAUUCUUCUUAUCCUCCUCAACCUUAUGAUCCCUAUUCAAAUCCUCCUCCCUUUUACGGAUCCUCCUCGCCCUACCGCCAACCUCCUCCUCCAACCACCGCCUCAAAACCCCCUCCUCCGCCUCCUGAACCAAAGGCUUCCACUUGGGAUUUUCUCAACUUUUUCGGUAACGAUGAUGACAAGGACUAUGCUCAACCUCAACCUUACUCUAACUUCACAUUCACACCGAGCCGCGAUUCGAAGGACUUGAGAGAAGAGGAGGGGAUACCCGAUUUGGAAGAUGAGGAUUACCAGCACGAAGUGGUCAAGCAGGUCCAUGGGGAUCAAAAGCUCGUCGAGCCUCAUCACGAAGCCUCCCGCGCCGCCGCCGCAGCCGCCGCCGACAAUGACCAUGGACAUGGGGUCGAAUACGAGGUGCAUGUGAUGGACAAGAAAGUCGUUGAUGAAGAUGAUGACAGGGCCAAGUCCAAGGAGCACGCUGCAUUCCGAGGAGGACCAAGGGGUUCUCGGAAUCCCCUUGAGGUUGCCAAAGAGAUUCAGCUUCAGUUUCAGAGGGCUUCUGACUCUGGUGUCGAAAUCGCCAAGAUCCUUGAGGUGGGAAAGCUUCCCCAUAAUCGAAAGCAUGGAGCUUAUCAAGCAGCUUCUUCCAAGAUGUUACAUGUAGUUGUUCCCUCAUUGUCCAUGGUGUCUUCGCAACCUUCUACUUCUAAAAGUGCCGAAUCCGCGUCCACCAAUGACAUUGCUGCUCCUGGUAAUCUGGAUUUUGAUGUUGAUCUAGCAACGAGGUCACGCAAUCUUUCGUCUACUCUGCAGAAGCUAUAUCUUUGGGAGAAGAAACUCUUCAAUGAAGUUAAGGCUGAGGAAAAGAUGCGGGUCAUGCAUGAUAGAAAGUGUCACAAGCUGAAACGUUUGGAUGAAAGGGGUGCUGAUUUUCAUAAAUUUGAUUCAACUCGAACUUUGAUUAGGGAUCUGUCCACAAAAAUAAGAAUGGCAAUUCAGGUUGUUGAUAAGAUUUCUAUGACAAUAAAUAAGAUAAGGGAUGAAGAGCUGUGGCCGCAGCUGAAGGAAUUAAUCCAUGGGUUGACCAGAAUGUGGAAAUCCAUGCUUGAAUGCCAUCAUUCUCAGCGUGAAGCAAUUAGAGAAGCCAGAAUUCUGGGUCCAGUUGGAUCCAGGAAGAGGAGCGGUGACAGUCAUCUUGAAGCUACCAAGCAUCUUGAACAAGAGCUUAUAAAUUGGACCUUCCAAUUCUCUGGCUGGAUAAGUGCCCAGAAAGGUUAUGUAAGAGCAUUGAAUAGUUGGCUGCUGAAAUGUCUCCUGUAUGAACCUGAAGAAACACCUGAUGGCAUAGUCCCCUUUUCCCCUAGUAGGAUUGGUGCCCCCCAAAUAUUUGUGAUAUGUAAUCAGUGGUCCCAAGCUUUGGAUAGAAUAUCUGAAAAGGAAGUUGUUGAUUCGAUGCAUGUAUUUACCAUGAGUGUGCUGCAGAUAUGGGAACAAGAUAAGCUAGAAAUGCAUCGGCUGGUGAUGCAGAACAAGGAUCUUGAGAGAAAGGUGAGAAAUAUAGAUAGAGAUGACCAGAAGCUGCAGAAGCAAAUUCAGGCAUUAGAGAGGAAGAUGGUUCUGGCAUCUGGGGAAGGUAAGGGUAUCUCAGUUUCUGAAAACAUCAUAUAUCAGAGUAACAAAAGCAGUAGUCUACAAGCUAGUUUGCAGCGCAUUUUUGAGGCCAUGGAGAGAUUUACUGAUGAAUCUGUGAAAGCUUAUGAGGAGUUGCUUCAACGGAGUGAAGAAGUAAGUGCUGCUCGAGAUCAGGAAAGAGUUUCAUAGGUUGGUGUAGUUUGAUGGAAGUUGGAAUUAUAUCUUUUCGAUUUGCCAAGAAUCACUUGUUGAUCUCCUGCAACUUGCCAAGAAUUUUGGGAGGAGGGGUUGGGUUUGACUUCUCAUCUCAUCUGGUAUAUUUUGAAGAAAGAGUCUAGCAAAGAUCUUCCUCUACACUAAGCCGCAUUUGGUACUUUAGAUGCUGGCAUGGGACUGUAGAGUUUCUUGUUAGACAAGAGAGAUAUAUUUUGGGGUUCCGAAGUGUGAGGCCUGAGGCGUACAAUUGCUUUUUGGGUACUCAGCACUAUAAAGCUACAAGGAAGUUGUGCUGAUAUAUUGGUUUGAGCUACUAAAAGACAGAGGAGCCGACAAAUUUAACACCUAAAUGAUCCUUCUUUCUGCAUUAGAAAAUAAAAAUACAUAUUUAGAUGAAGGACGGAAAUUAAGGUACUUAACCCAGCAAGUCUGGUGAAGUUCUGAUGAUAGAAGGGUGCUCAAACUGAAGCAGUAUCAUGAGCAUACAAAUGGGAAAUUUUUUAUGAUGAGCAUUGGAAGGAGUCUCUCUCGCAUGAUAAACAUAGCUGUCUGUCGGAGUGACGUAAGUCACUGAAUGCGUGGGUAUUAUUAGUUCCUGUAUAAAAUUAUGUUCCCUCCAUGAAAAUAUUCGUUUUUUUUUUAGUUUAAUUAUUGUACAGAUUACCUGUUGACACUGAGCAAGC